UUGGCUCAUCUGAGCCUGUCGUGUGGGUCCCAGGUGGCGCCACGUCGGCGCCUAAGGCUCGCCUCUCCCGUGAUCCCAGGCCGUCUAUAAAGCCGGGAGGAGGCUACGUGCCCGGCUCAGGAGAGCCAGUCACCGUCGGAUGAGCUGAGGUGAGGGUGCUCGGAUGGCGUCGCCGCUGCGUAACGGUGAUCAGUCGGCGGCGGUGGCGGCGGGCGGACGGAGGAAGGAGUCGAGGCGGCUGGGGGCGCUGCUCCUGGUGCUGCGGGUGGCGGCGCUGUGCUUUAGCCUCGCGGCGGCGGUGUUCGCGGCGACGGACGGCUCCGUGCUGCGACUGGCCCCGUUCAGGUUCCUGCUGGCGGCGAACGCGAUUGUGGCGGUAUACUCGGUGUUCGAGGUCGCCGCGGCGACGUGGGAGGUGGCCAAGGGCGCCACGCUGCUCCCGGAGGCCUUGCAGCUCUGGUUCGACUUCGGCCACGACCAGGGCUUCGGGUACAUGGCGCUGGCCGCGGCGGCGGCGGCGGCGCGGGAAGCGGCGUUGUGCGGCGGAGGCCAGGAGCGGAAUAUCAGCAGCACGGCGUGCCUGCAGGGCGACAUCGCCGUGGGGCUCGGGUUCGCGGCGUUCGCGUUCCUGGCGCUGGCGGCGCUAGCGACGGGGUUCCGGCUCGUCCGAUUCCUCGCCACCGGUUCCCGGCUCCCGGCGGGUACCUCCUCCCCGUAUUGAGCGGCGCGCUUGGGGCCAUGGAGCAUAUGUACGUAGUGCGUAGUAGCUAAUCGUGCGAUGAACUGAUCGAAGUGCGGCUAGCAAGAGCACUUCGAUUUUUCAGUGGUUUUGAUCGAUCGGUGGGGUGAUUAUUACAGUUUGCACUACGCUGGAUUAGCGA
This is a messenger RNA of Hordeum vulgare subsp. vulgare (domesticated barley), 881 nucleotides long. RefSeq names its product CASP-like protein 4C1. The transcript has 2 exons. NCBI's taxonomy places the organism in Eukaryota, Viridiplantae, Streptophyta, Magnoliopsida, Poales, Poaceae. The coding region runs from base 164 to 721 and encodes 185 amino acids. The record is from RefSeq and is a predicted model, not a curated record.